UCCCUAUGAAACAGGAAUUCUGCAUCUGGCUUUGGUUUCCUUGUUUUGUUCCCCAGGGCUAUAUUUCUACAUUGGCAACUGCUUAAAAGCCCAACAGACUUGCUAGAUGUCUCAUUUCUGGCCAAAAAGCUAGGGAAGUAAGGAUGGUUCCUAUAUGUGCUGCCAACCUCAAAGCUGAGUAAUGUUUCUGGUAUCAGGGCUGGGGCUGUAGCCUAACACACCAUUUGCAUCAGAAUCGAUUUGACUGGCUGUUUGUUGUGUCCUGGGAAGGGACUUGAGGGCAUAGUCCUUUUUUCAUUGGCUUUAGGAGAGAAGCCUUCCCCCAUCCCAGUGAGUUAAGAGAGAAAGCAAAGAAGUUGGUUUUAUUUCCUGGAGUAGAUUGCACACGCUAAGCAUGGCAUCUGAAAAGCCCAUACUUUACAGCUACUUCCGAAGUUCCUGCUCUUGGAGAGUGAGAAUUGCACUGGCUCUGAAAGGAAUCUCCUACGACCUGGUGCCAGUGAACCUGCUGAAGGAUGGGGGGCAGCAGUUUUCUGCUGAAUUCAAAGCAGUGAAUCCAAUGCAGCAAGUCCCAGCCUUGAAAAUUGAUGGCAUCACCCUUUUUCAGUCGCUAGCUAUAAUUCAUUACCUAGAAGACACCCGUCCUAAGCCCAGGCUCCUGCCCCAAGACCCAAAGCAGAGAGCCCAGGUUCGAAUGAUUGCUGACAGCAUUGCCUCUGGCAUUCAGCCGCUCCAGAACCUGAGUGUCCUGAAACAAAUGGGGGAGAGAAAGACAGAAUGGGCUCAGAGCUGCAUCAUGUCUGGCUUUCAAGCGCUGGAGCAGAUUCUGCAGCACACUGCCGGGCGCUACUGUGUGGGGGAUGAAGUUUCCAUGGCUGAUCUGUGCUUGGUGCCUCAAGUUGCCAAUGCUGAAAGAUUCAAGGUGGACCUGGGUCCAUAUCCCACAAUAACCAGAAUAAACAAAGCUCUCCUGGAGUUAGAGGCAUUCCAAGUAAGCCACCCAUCCCGACAGCCAGAUACUCCUGCAGAGUUGCGAGCUUGAAGCCCUUGUUCUCAUUAAAUCAAGGAAGCUGAAGCUGGAGCGACAAAGAGGACAACAGCUAAAUCUUUAGUAGGACUUCAGUACCAGCAAGAAGCCUCAGUUCUAUUGUCUCACUUUCAUCUGGGGUGGAAUAGGGGUUUUUUUUCUAUCUGAUGAAUCUCCAUGAAGCAGAUUAAAGCAGAAGCAUCCAUAUAUUAUAAGUCCCCUUUGUAUGGCUUGGGAUUGGGGAAUAUAAGUAUAAACUGUGAGGCAUUGAGCCAAUUCUGAACUCCAUGGGCUGCUUCUUCCUACCACCUACAGAAAGAGUAUCAGGGAAGCAGUGUACACAGUGUGCUACUAGCCCAGCAGGCCUGCUUGUUCUUGCAGCUCUCUUGGAGCUAUAGCACAAUUAUCAGUGCCAUGAAUAGGAACAUAGCUAGUCUCUGACGGACGACGGCUUAAUCCCAACCCUUGCUGGAUCCCAUGAGUCUUGCAAGAGCCAACAAUCAGAAGUCUUUCACUUGUUGCAAUAAGAGAAUUACUACCCAAGACAGCCGACUUGUGCCUCUUCCUUAGGUCUAGCAGCAAUCUUGCAGAAUUUAUUAAAAUCUGUGACAACACACCUAGCUCCCUCCCAUACACUGAAAAAAUAUGGCAUUCACUUCCUUUUCCCAUCCUCAGGUGCUGCUCUAGGUGUUUUCCCAGCUGCAGACUAUUGCCCAAGGGAAUCCCAUCCCAGAUUCCCUCCAAACCAGAAUCAAGCCUGUACUUUCACUGUGAAGAUCUGUAAAUCCCAUUCCAUUUGUCCC
This is a messenger RNA of Colius striatus (speckled mousebird), 1830 nucleotides long. It is a transcript of the gene GSTZ1, whose product is annotated as glutathione S-transferase zeta 1. Gene Ontology annotation, molecular function: maleylacetoacetate isomerase activity; glutathione transferase activity. Gene Ontology annotation, biological process: L-phenylalanine catabolic process; glutathione metabolic process. Gene Ontology annotation, cellular component: mitochondrion; cytoplasm. The record is from RefSeq and is a predicted model, not a curated record. Lineage: Eukaryota; Metazoa; Chordata; Aves; Coliiformes; Coliidae. The coding region runs from base 395 to 1042 and encodes 215 amino acids. The transcript has 9 exons.